GGCGGGGGCCGCGGGGUGGGCGCGGCGCCAUGGCGGAGCCGGCGCUGUUGAGGGAGUACGUGUCGCACCUGGCGGCCCGCGCGGCGCAGGGACAGCUCGCGGCCUGCGCCGACCCCGCGCUCAAGGCCCGGGCGCGGCGGCUGCUGGGCCCGGGGCGCCGCGGGGCCCUGGACGUGCGCGGCGUGGCCGAGCGCUGCCGGCGGGCGCGGGACGGCCGCGCCCUGCGCGACCUGCUCAAGGCUCUGGAGCUGCUGGAGCUGCUCUGCGUGAACCUCCUGCUGUGCCCCUGGCGCCGGGAGAUCCGCUCCCUCAAGACCUUCACUGGGAAUUUUGUCUACUACAUCCAGCCAGUGCUCCCAGAGGAUACUGUGAAAGCAGUCCUGGAGAAAAUAGGUUAUGUUGCAACUACAGCGACAGAGUUUUCACUUGUCAAAAACAGAAACAAUGAGGAAACAAAGCAGACUGCAUUUGAGAUAUUCCUGGCAAGAAUCGAGUGUGAAGCCAUCCUCGAGAUGACAAAUGAAGACAAACAUAGCAAUUUGGAGAAGGGCCUGCAGAAGGGAGCACAGACACAUCAGCAUCGAGAAGAGGAGGAUGAGCAGGAUCAGACACCCCGGAGAGGAGACACUGAAAGUCUGGGAAAUGAAGGGAACAGUGAGACACCUUUGUGCCUUGCUCCCCAGCAGAAGUGUUCAGCUACCUGUGCUGCAUCCUUUGAAGCUGCUGGGAAUCCGAGGAUCAAAGGGGACAUGGCUCAGUCAGGAGCUGCUGCAUCCCCCGGCAGCCUCCAGGAGCACCAAAGGCAAAGCAUCAACACUGCACACCUCCCGGGCAAGUGCUCAGACAGUGAGGACUUCCUGAUCAAAUACAGUGACAUUGUCAUAGGACAGACACCCAUCUUCAGUGAGAAUCUGUCUCCAAAGGCUCUGGAAAAGGAUCCAGGAGCCAGGCUGAGCGGGGAGUGUGCCUUGGCAGGGGCUGCAGAGUCCGCUGCGCGUGCACUGGGGCCAGCGCCUCUGUCACCAGGAGCCAGCGGCCCCCCAGCCUUUGCCAUCUUUGUGGACAGUUCCUGUGACAGCAAAACCACCUUGGAGUUUGAAGCUCCAGGAGUCCCAGAAGGAUCAAUUGAAGCAGAAAUUAAUGAUGCCAUAAAUUGCAUAGACCCAGCCCCUGGUGACGAACCCACUGAGCUGAGGUCUCUGCCCUACGACGACUUUGCCUCUGCCCAAAACUCUAGCGUCCCCAGGGAAGAGGAUGUUUGUGAGCUGUCUUUAACCUUCACAGAACUGCAAAUCAAGGAUGCUCAGGAAGAACUUACGUAUCCAGUAGAGGAAACUGGCCAGCCUGAAGCGUUGGCCUAUGCAGGAACAAGUGACAGGCAGUUCAGAGAAUUUAAUCGCUCCCAAAUAAAACAUGCGUACCUGACUGACGCAGAGCUGCACAAGAGAGCACAGACACACACGGAGCCACCUUCAGGUCUGUGCUGUACUGCUGGGCACACAGAGGAUUCCACUACUGGUUCUGACAGCAAGAGACUGUUCAUGGAUCCUGUGAAGGCACACCCAGCUCCUGAGUGCUUCAGGCACGUCAGAGAGCCCCCCAACCUCACCUACAUUCCCCCCCAAAGCAUUGAUGUGCAGUCCUCACACGGGGGCAGGAGGAGCCUGGUGCACCGUGCAGGUGACUCUGCCGGAGGUAGGGAAGGGAAGCUGGAGAACUGUAAUUCCCAGGAGACUGACAGCCAGGAGCCGUAUGUCAUCAUUGACAGGACCGACCAGGCUGCGCUGUGCCACCACACCUGACUGGAGGGCUUUACUUGUAAUACCUGGGGGAUUCUCCUCUCACCUGUGGCCUUGAUCCUGCUGUCAGGAAUGUGACUAGCUUUGUCAAAACAAUUCUAGAAAAACCCAAACCACAUCACCGCUUUCAGACAGUAAACAGCAGGAGUUACACAAACUCUUAAUGGUUCCUUUCACAAGGAAACCUGAAUGGUCACCUUUAUAAAGGGUAGGCAAAUUCUAUAAAUUUAAAUCCAUUCAGUUCAUCAGUCAAGAUUCCUUCUGGCUGUUCUUAAUGCCAGAGAGGUUUCUUCAGCUGGGCAUCCUAGUUUUCUUUUUUCCUUCACAAACCUAUCCCUGGAAUACUCUUCCAGUACAAGGUAAAUUCUUCUAAACUGGAAGACCCAGCUUUAGAAAUGCCACACUGGAGUGUACUCCUGUUAACUCUCUGCAUUACUUUGAAGCUGUGUCUGAGCUAAUCUUGCUCCUGCCUUCAUUUGAAAACAGGUUUAGAGAGUUUGAUAACAUUCCUUUAGCCUUAAAGAGGGAAACAGCUCUGUGAACGCUUGGGUUUGUAGAGGCAUUAACGUGUGUUACAGGUUUUAUAUCUCCCUCCAUUUGUAACCAAAGUAUUUUGUGGCCAACACCACGAUUUCCAAGAGAAGCCUUGAGCAUAGUAACUGUUCACUGUCACCAGCAGAGAGAGCUGCAGCUGUGGCUGCCGUUUCCCUUGCCCCUGCUCCUGACUCUUAAUUCUGCACCAGAAGUCCACAGAAUUUUUCUGCAGGCCAGUUCCCCUCACUAAAAUGAAGGGGAAAAAAAUCUCAUUCUUCACCAUUUUAAUGGCAGGAAAAAAAUCUGCUCAGAGAAGGAUCCCAGUGAGCAGCAGAGGCAGGAUCAGGGGUACCCUGCAGGUGGGAGUGCUGUGUGCAAAAUGUAUGUCCAUAGUGAAAUUAGAAUUAAGAACAAACUGCAGGAGACUGAGCUUCAAUUGUAUAGAAGCAUUUCCAAAGAAAUCGUUCUUUUGGACUCUUAGAGAAGAAAAAGUUGUGAAAGUUUAAUAGCAGAUGUCAAGAAUAUCUGGUAUCCCCCCUACAAAGAAGCUGCAAUAAGUAAGAUAAUUACUUAGCACACAAAAUCUUACUUUUAAGCUCAAAUUCUAAAGAUUUACAACAGAGCAGCCGAAUGGCAUUCCUGGGAUCACAAGCUUUAGUGCUUCAUUAGGAAAUGCUCUCUGUGCACUUACCAUUAUUGAGUUGCAGUGAUUUAGAAAAGAAACAGCUCACCAGAUGGGAGUAACAGGACAGGAGGUGCAGUUCCUGACUGGGUGUGGUUCUCUCAGUGUAAUGCGGUUUAGGCAAACCACAACCCUACAAACGCAGUGCUGUCCAAAAGCAGCACCAUCAGAUAUUGUUGCAAAGCCCCAUAACUGAAUGUUUCCAUCCUGCACUAAGUGCCUGACAAAUGUCUGUACAAAGUGAUCAAAGUGCUCACGAAGCCUUGCUUGUUCCAGCUAAACCAACCAGAACCAGUAGGGGAAAAACAUUCUGUACUUCUGGGAUCAUUCCCUGAAAAUGACCCCAAAAAGCAAUGUGAGAGCAGUCUGAGUGCUGCAUUGAAAGGAUUCCCUUAAAGGCAACACCCAGAGGGUGAAGCACAAGUGAAGGGCAACUCAGCACUUCCUUUCACAAGUCCAAGAAUGAAACCCCCACUGGUUUUCUCUACGGACUUGCCAAGUACUUACAGGUCAUAAUAAACUAAUAGUGAUAUAAACCCAAAAAA
Molecule: messenger RNA, 3560 nt
Organism: Prinia subflava (tawny-flanked prinia)
Lineage: Eukaryota; Metazoa; Chordata; Aves; Passeriformes; Cisticolidae
Product: spermatogenesis-associated protein 2-like protein
Exons: 2
Coding region: 30-1802 (590 amino acids)
Cellular component (GO): cytoplasm
Source: RefSeq, a predicted model, not a curated record